CAUAGUUAAUAUCUUUGCCUUGUGGUUAUCACCGGCCAUGUUUGUCCUUAUUCACCCUUUCAUCCCUGAGCCUUUAGUCCAUGCACAAGCCUUGGAAAAAAGUUUAUUGUCACCUCCCGCCCUCUUUCUCUUUGUCCCCGCCACCCCACACCCCUCCUUCCCAACAUCCACCCAUACAAACUCCUGCAUCAUCUCUCAAACUAACUCACUCCUCUCUGUACCUCCAGCCCGUCUCCUCUCCAUCUCCAUCCACCGCAUCACAUUAACCCCUCAGCUGCAGUGUGAGAGAGACACCACCACCACCGGCACCACCAUGCUCUGGAAAUCCCGAUCUAAGACUGACAUUCUGCAGGACCGUGCAGACGGACUAAGCGGCUCCUCACCAAGUGGCCGUCUCUCUCAGCUCUCCUCCCUGAACCAGGCCGCCUACUCCUCGGCGCCUCCUCUCUGCCACACUCCGGCUUCAGACUUCCAGCCUCCAUACUUCCCUCCUCCAUACCCACAGUCCUCCCUGCCGUACUCCCAGAGCCACCAGGACUCCUACUCCCACCUGUCAGACCCUUACCCCUCCAUCAACUCCAUCCAUCAUCAGCAUCAGCAGCAGGUGGCCUCCUGGCACUCGCAGAGGUCGCGCUCCUCCUCCGAUGACGCGGCGGGACUUCUGUCACAGUCUCACCGGGCUCUUAGCCUCGACCCCCGGCGGGACUAUGCAGCGGUGCCGCGGCUGCUGCACGGUCUGGGUGAAGGCGCUGCAGCUCUCGGAGACGGUCCACUCGGCAUGCACAUGGGACACCACGGCCUGGACGACCUGCAGGGAAUGGAGGAAGGAUCAGCCCUGGGCAUCCUCGACCACUCUGUCAUUAAAAAAGUUCCCAUCCCGUCCAAGCUGAACGGGUCGUCCCUGUCGGUCCUGUCCUUCGGUAAGGAUGGUCUGGGUAUGGGAUCCGUGUCCAACCCGGCCGAGGUCUUCUGUUCGGUCCCGGGUCGCCUCUCGCUGCUCAGCUCCACCUCCAAGUACAAGGUGACGGUCGGGGAGGUGCAGCGACGCCUCUCCCCGCCGGAGUGCCUCAACGCCUCUCUGCUGGGUGGAGUCCUCCGCAGGGCGAAGUCAAAGAAUGGUGGCCGCUGUCUGAGAGAGCGUCUGGAGAAGAUUGGCCUCAACCUGCCCGCCGGGCGACGCAAGGCAGCCAACGUCACUCUGCUAACAUCUCUAGUGGAGGGUGAGGCCGUCCAUCUGGCGAGGGACUUUGGUUACGUGUGCGAGACAGAGUUUCCAGCCAGAGCCACAGCCGAGUAUCUGUGCAGGCAGAGCGAGCCGGACCAGCUCCCAACACGGCGCAGCAUGCUGCUCGCCACCAAGGAGAUCUGUAAGGAGUUUGUGGACAUGAUGUCCCAGGACCGCUCUCCGCUAGGCGGCAGUCGACCCACCCCGUGCCUGGAGCCCGGCGUCCAGGGAAGCCUCACCCACUUCAGCCUGCUCACCCACGGCUUCGGCACGCCCGCCAUCUGCGCCGCGCUCUCCGCCUUCCAGAGCUACCUGAUGGAGGCGAUCAAAAUGCUGGACAAAGGAGAGGGCGGAGGGAAGAGCCACCACGACAAGGAGAUGAAGCACCGCAAAUAGGAGGGCAGGGGACGGACCAGAUGUGUUGAUGGAUGGAUGGAUGGAUGAGAUGAGAGGCAGGAAAGGAAGAGAGAAAGAGGGGUGGAAAAAGACUGACUGGUGCCCCCUCUGCGUCUUUACCUUCGCCCUCAGGAUAAAGACUUUUACCUCCCAGAACAACCUCUGCGGUCCCUGUCGUCGAAGGAGGCGAGGGGUCAUGAUGAUAUCUGUACUGUAAUGUGUGUCCACAACCACCUCACUCAACAUGACGCAUGGACCUCUCUUCUCAGUAGCUGGUUUGUGUCAUGAUGGCGUCUACAAAACAUCUCUUCAGGAUGAGUUCCUACAUAUUUAUUUCCUCCCUACUUUUUUUUUUAUUUUGGUAAACAUGUCACCUUUAUCUGUGUUUUAGAAACCCCCUGCCAUCAUCUCUCUCACACACACUUAUACACAUCUUUUUGGACUGAACUCAUCUGGGAAGUGUCGUAAAGCCAUAUCCGAGACAAACAGCCUGCUCUUUGCUCCUCUUGAACUUUUCGGAGACUUUUAAAUCCACCCUGAUUGGACCAAGCACAAGCCUCCAUAUGUAGUUUCUUCUUAGAGGGUGGUCAUGGGAAAUUGAGUUCUCUGGUGUUCUCCGACAGCGGGGGGUAAUAGGAGGGAGUCAAAGGCAGCUAAAAGGAGAUUUGGUUUCUUUUAUUUUGAAGUGUUGGUAACUUAAGAAAAUAACACAAAUCAUUUUGUACUUUCUGUGUAUGUUUAUUAUUAAUGUUAUUACUGUUGUUAUUAUUAUUGUAUUACGGCAUAAAUGUAAUAUAUUAUUAAAGAAUUAAGAAC
Sebastes umbrosus (honeycomb rockfish) is the source of this 2437-nucleotide messenger RNA. It is a transcript of the gene tfap2e, whose product is annotated as transcription factor AP-2 epsilon. Gene Ontology annotation, molecular function: DNA-binding transcription factor activity, RNA polymerase II-specific; RNA polymerase II transcription regulatory region sequence-specific DNA binding. The coding region runs from base 38 to 1621 and encodes 527 amino acids. The record is from RefSeq and is a predicted model, not a curated record. Lineage: Eukaryota; Metazoa; Chordata; Actinopteri; Perciformes; Sebastidae. Gene Ontology annotation, cellular component: nucleus. Gene Ontology annotation, biological process: regulation of cell population proliferation; regulation of transcription by RNA polymerase II; anatomical structure development. The transcript has 7 exons.